Phialemonium atrogriseum is the source of this 1054-nucleotide messenger RNA. RefSeq lists its product as uncharacterized. The record is from RefSeq and is a predicted model, not a curated record. Lineage: Eukaryota; Fungi; Ascomycota; Sordariomycetes; Cephalothecales; Cephalothecaceae. The transcript has a single exon. Bases 264 to 941 code for a protein of 225 amino acids.
UCUUGCCCCCUUCCUGCAUUGCAUGGCUGCAAGGCACAAUCUGCAAUGCAAGAUCUUCAGGAACCAUCUUAAAAAGGCCCUUCAACCCCGGCCUGAUAUUGCCAUCCCACCCUAUUAUUCCCUUCUCGCUGUGCAAGCUGGACUCUGCCAAGCAUCACCUGAAGGUUGAAUCGUUGGACCGGACCAUUCAUCGCAGAGGUCUACCUUGUCUUUGAUACAACCAUCUCCAUCACACACCCCUACUCAUCUUUCCAUAUUCCCCCAUGCCCAUCUUCUCCAUGAACAGGCAGAGUGUGUUCCGGAGUUUCCGGGAACAUAAAGCCCUCAAGGCCGAGGAACAACGCCAAGAAGAAGCUCUUCACCUCCAUCAGAGAAAGCCAAGCGAGGCAAGUUCUGUUGCGAGCACGUCGUCAGACGCAUCACAGCCAUCAAUAUACCAGACGGAUAGGUCGUCAGACUGGGAUCCCCUAAGGCUGCAUCCGCCAUUGGGUAGGGCCCGACCGCCAUGCAUACCACCAGCACAUACACCGGUCCGGUACCGGUACGAGGACGACGAUAGCAGUCAUACUAGCUCGCACCAUCAACACACACGCAGUUACCGUGAGCUGCAGGCACAGUCCGACUCAUCGACCGAAAUCCACGACGGCUUCGACUUUGGCUUCAAAAACGGGCUAGAGUCGAGACCUGAAGCCGACGGGAGGGAUCCAGGAGCCACUUGGCCGUCACCAACACGGAGAGACCGCGGAGGGUCAGAUUCCCACUCGCCCGGGUCAGAGACCACGCCGACAGAGUGGGGCGAGGCCGUCACGCCCAGAAGGCGUCCCCCGGGCCACGAUGAGGCAGAUUAUUUCAUGAGGAGGGGCGGCUGGAAAAGGCAAGGCGUUGUCUUCGCUCCAGGGGUUCUAAUCGCCGGCGAGGACGAGACAUUCGACCUUCCGUGAAGGUCAAUCUGUGUUACAUUUAUCCUUACCUUCUUGUUACCUUCUCUCUCUUUCUUCCACUUUGUUAGGGAUCCGGAAUUUCGGUUUUGCUGGACGAACCGGCAGAAUGUACA